AGUCCAUUUAGACUUUUGAACUUUUGUUCAAAUCCCUUCACUUGAUUUAAGCCAUUUAACGUUUCUUUAAGUCUUAAUCAAUGUGGUUUUUAUUGGAAAAUAUUUUCAACCUCGCUUUGUACUACAGCAAUGACGGGUUUGCGGACGGUAGUUGCCAACUCAUAUCAGGAAAUGUGACUCAAACCUGUGUGAGUUGGGAAAUAGCUUGGACGUCACGUUUUGUCUCCACUUCGUCCAGGAAUCAGAAAAGCACAAAUUAGGGCCGCAGAACAGAAAGGACUUCUAUAGGUGCAGGCCUCCGAUUCUCCGCUUGGGCCAACUGCUUUGUAAGCGCGUCAGAGAUGCGGGCCAUCUCUAAGAAAGGUUUGGUCCUGGUCAUGAUCAGUGGUUUUCUGCUACUGAGCCUAAUUUACCUGUGGUUCCCGGUCAAGAAACAAAGCGUGGAUAUCGGUCUGACACAGAGAGGCCACAUAGAGAAGCUACUGAAGAAGAAGAAUAAGGACACCUUAAGCUCUUAUCACGACGUCCCCUACGUUUUAAAAGAGUCUGUGUCACGUCAGUUGGCGUACGGUACGUGUGAAUGCCAAGGUGAUGAGAAUAAAAUCAACCUGCCAUUACCACGUAUCCUGUUCCCUAGAGUGUGGGCAAACAAUCUCAACCAUGCAUACCUUGAGUCCGACCCUGACCCAGGGGGGGUGAUAGGACGCAGGGACAAGGAGUACAGUGCCUUCCAGAGAAGGUCCUACUCUCCAGCAGACCUUCUCAUCGUAGCGGAGGCCAACAGUCCACUUCAAUACCCCACCCAGGGAGUGGAGGUGAGGCCCAUGAAGACCAUCAUUAUUCCUGGGUUGGGUCUCAAACAAGAUCCAAGACCUACACAUACGGUGAACCUGAGUGUGACGAUGGGGACACUGGACGUGGCCGCCACCGUUGUCGGCGUGUCCAUCUCAGGAGCAGGCCAGAACACCAUGGGGCUGUCCAGCUCUGUUCUGUCCCAACUCAACAGGCAGCUGCAGUUUGUCACCUACACCAACACCCUCUUCCACCCCAAGACGGCCGACACAGUUCUGUAUGGUAGUGGAGGGCACCAGGCAGCUUUCACCAUUAAAGUGGGUCAUAGGGCCAACCCUAAACUUUUCAACUCGGGUACAAAUGAAGGAUACAACAUAAGUGCCCUCGUUACCAUAGCAACCAAGACCUUCCUACGUUAUGAUAAACUUCGAGAUAUGAUCGACAGCGUACGGAAGUACUACCCGACCGUCUUGAUAGUGAUCGCAGACGACAACGAGCAUCCUCAACCGGUGACCGGGCCUCACAUCGACCGAUACAUCAUGCCCUUCGGAAAGGGUUGGUUUGCGGGGAGAAACCUGGCCGUCUCGCAGGUGACCACCAAGUAUGUGCUGUGGGUCGACGAUGACUUCUUGUUCACCGAAAGCACUAAGCUUGAGAAGAUGGUGGACAUCCUGGAGAAGACCACAUUAGACCUGGUAGGAGGUGCAGUAACAGAGGUGACUGGUUACUCUGCGACCUACCAGCACACCUUUUCCGUGGAUGAGGGGGGCUCUGAGGGGGACUGCCUCCACAUCAGACAGGGCCAUUACCACUCCAUACAGGGGUUCCCCAACUGCGUGGUGGCCGACGCCGUGAUCAACUUUUUUAUGGCGAGGACGGACAAGAUACUUAGGGUUGGGUUCAACCCCCGGCUCUCACGGCGUGGCCACUUAGAGUUCUUUGUGGACGCGCUGGGAUCCCUCCAUGUGGGCUCCUGCAGCGACGUGAAGAUAGGCCACGCGUCGAAGAUCGUCCUUCCCUGGAGCAAGUCAGAGUCUGCGAAGAGCUACGACAGGUUCCGUUACUCCUCCACGGACAGCGAAGGAAGGAUGCAUACUGAGGUGUAUUACUUUAAGAACAGGUUGAAGUGCAUGAGCAGUAACUGACACAUGCCUCAAUGUUGUGGCACUGCCAACUAGGAGUAAAAAAAUGACCGGGGUUGUUUGGUGUUUGGAAGAGGAACACAGAUUACCUAUGAGCUCAACUCAAGAGAUUUCUAAGAAUGCUUUCUUUCUACUUUCUCUAAGAAUUAUUUUCACCAUAAAUCGAGGACAAGAGCCUUUUCCUAUUUUUCUACGUGAUGAAUAUGCUUCUGGUUACUCAGGGAUAUGUUUAUUAACAUGAUGAAUCUAUAAAAAGCAAUACGGCACAAAAUAUUUCUGAAAACUGAUAUAACUUCACUUCGUUUGAACGUGUAGGCCUACUGCUCUGCCAUUUUCAAGAACCCGCCCAGUGAACGCAGAGGAUUGUGGGUAGUUUUGGCUCAUCGAGGAUGCAGCGAUGCAUCCAUGAAAAAUCUCGGAAUUCUCAAAAACAAAGGACGCAAAAAUGGCGCGGCUUUCGAGUGUCCUCAACAUUGGAACAGUGCUUGUCGGCGUUCUAUGACGUAGCGUCCUUAAAAGGGCGGCCGUUGAGCAUGCUUCCUUGACAUUGGGAAACAGCCAAUAUCUGUAUCUGGCACGUCAUGCCCUAGGGAGUGGCUAGGCGCCCAUGAUGCGGAAGCAAAUCUCUCCUUGAUGUUGCGCCAUUGAGCAGGGGCCUCUACGAAUAGUCAAAUGCCUCUUUCCUUAACCUUUGUGGAAAACGUCAUCGGGUCAAGGAGGGAUGAAAGGUGCUUCCUUUCGAACAUAGGAAAAGACAGCGCUGUGAAUUCGACUCCACUUUUCCCAUUGCGCGACGGUGAGUAUUGCUGAUCUCUAGCGUCUCUACGGUGGAACUACAAUUUUCCGAAGUUGGUCUACAACAAGCGCUCUUUUGAUCCAUGCGUUCUUGUCGUGUUGAUUUCAUUCAGGUUGUCGCCAUGCUAACAGUGAGAAUCACUUAGGUCGGACUUGGCCAACGAAAAUAUUUUAGGCCAGUUGAAAACCCAAUUCACAUGUGAAAAAAAAGCUCAAUUUAUGUUGACGUUGAAAUUAACUGCCCCAAGUAGUCUUUCUUAAAAGUCUGAAUUUUAUUUUCUUAUUCUUAUUAUAUUGUCUGCUUAAUAACCAGCAAUAAAUGAUUUCAUUUCGAUUCAAAUAAUAUAUUUCUGGAAUUGGUAUCCAGACCAUUAUUAUCAAUUGUAUUUUCUUCUCUCUUCUGCUUUACCGCGUCUCUCAUGCGUCUUCGCGUAGAGUCGGUAAACUUCAUCGGUGGCAUGUUGCUUUAAAUAUUGCCGACUUAAAGGAUUAUGGGAUACCACUAUCUCCUUUCCUUUCGCAAAGGUUGCUCAGGAGUAACCUAUGCUAAAGGAGGGUUAAAGGAAGCAUCGAGGCUCCUUUCCUAAGCAUUUUUAGAAUUCGAACCUUUCCUCCAAGCACUUCCAGGUCAUCUCCAUAGGAAAGAAAAUUUCCUAUGCAAAAAAGAGAAUUCGUAGAGGCCCCGACCCUGGUGUCCGAGGCAUCUGGAUCACACCAGAGCGAAGAGUUGCGUCACUCUGAUCUCGCCGGAAGGGUGGUCACGUGGUUCAUGUAAGCCUGUAUAGUUCCAAAACACGCCGCGCUGCCGUGUUCUUCAAUGGGACUGUCAGCAGCGAUUGCAAUAUAUAUAUAUAAUAUAUAAUGGUAAAUAUAAAUUAAAAAACACAUACCCAAGUACUUUUCUGACUAUUGUUGCAUUUUUGUAAAUGUCAGUUUUACAUUUGGAGUGGUAGGGUGACAACUGCAAACUACCCUCCUGUUAUGUUCCGGGUCAAAUUGACCCGUUUUUAAGUUUGAAGAUCUAGGAAAAAUAGUUCAGUAUGAAACUUCUUCUGCUUGCCUUAAUUAGUGUAAUCAACAUAUAAUAUGAAAAUAGUUCAUCUCACAUAUUUGCAACCACCCCCUGCAUGUUUAUAUCACAUAGAUACUGUUCGGGUCAAUUUGACCCAGCAGUAAAACUGGAGGUAAAAGGGUGUCAGAAAUGUCAGACUAAUUCUUUCUUUACAACUGUGAGACAUAUUUCACCCAAUUCACACACACACGCGCACACACACCUACGCGCACACACACACACCUACGCACACACACAAACGGGUGCAAUUUUUAUGACUUUUGACGAGAACCAUUUAUGUUCUCUGUUCUCGUGGGAAAACUCCAACCACAUUCAGUGGACACUCGACAGGGGAGGGUCCAAACUAGGGCUGUAACGAUACGCGUAUCGAAACCGAAAUCGCGACACUCAAAGCCACGAACCUGUCUCGCGGUGUGAGAAGGCAGAAGCACGAUAUGCCCUUUCUAACUCUCCGGUCAAAAUGUCCGAUUGAAAUUUGCUAAUAAUUGUCUAAAUAAUAGUCUGCUGACAGCGCCCCCUCCUAUGCCUUAAGUAUGCGACGAGAUGCCCUCUCUGUGAUGACCGCUCUCCGUGGCUACGGAGGAUUGCAUUUCUCCACAGCCGUCGAAGGCCCAAUCCCGUUUCUUUGCUCACUGUCUCAACCCUACAUCUCAACCCUAACCCUAACCCUUACCCUCAUAGCUCAUGCUCAUUGCUACCCCUAACCGAUCCCCUACCAAAUGGGACAACCCUACCCUGUGACAUCAUCAUGGCCUCCCCGUGCCCCCUAGCAGAUAACCAGACCCCUGGUAAUGUUACAAGAGACAGACUGGCUGCCAUUGUCUCGGGCAACGAGCAAGACCCAUUGUAAAGAUGUUUAACCUGAAAUGGUAUUUAAAUUUUGUAAUUGGCAUGUUUAAAUAAAGGAUUUUUUUAAUACUAUUUGUCCCUCGUAAUAUACCUUUAUUUUGAAUGUCACUUAGCUACAUGUUAAAGGUGGUAUUAGGGUGCACUCACACUAGGCCAUCUGGCCGUGGCCGUUGGCCGUUUUCACACCUAACCGUGCUCAAAUGGCCCCAUUGUUCUCUGGCCUGCACUCACACUAGGCCAUCUGGCCGUGGCCGUUGGCCGUCGCAGCUGUGGCCUGGCCACGGAAGGCUCUUGUACAUACGUCAUCACGUCGUAACACGUCAUCACCAAGCGUCCGCUGCAUGGACCAUAAUAAAGUCUGCCGCCAGUCAGAGUUUUAACAACAAUGGACAACAACACAGAGAACACACCAACAGUUGAACCGCUUGACGCGAUGUUUACCGUUUAAUGGGAAAGAAGGCUCGUCGCCUUUAUUAUGUCCGUGGUCGUCGCAUUGACUAUACGUCAUCCAGCUCAGGUUGCGUAGCCGUGCGUGUGCGCGUGUCGGCUCAUUAGCAUCUGUACCGUAGCGGCCCGUGCCGUAGCAGCACACCUCUCCCAAGGAGCCAAAUUGGCCUGGCCUGGCCA
Messenger RNA from Gadus macrocephalus (Pacific cod), 5277 nucleotides. RefSeq names its product beta-1,4-N-acetyl-galactosaminyl transferase 1a (gene b4galnt1a). The record is from RefSeq and is a predicted model, not a curated record. NCBI's taxonomy places the organism in Eukaryota, Metazoa, Chordata, Actinopteri, Gadiformes, Gadidae. Bases 342 to 1937 code for a protein of 531 amino acids. Gene Ontology annotation, molecular function: hexosyltransferase activity. Gene Ontology annotation, biological process: ganglioside biosynthetic process. The transcript has 11 exons. Gene Ontology annotation, cellular component: Golgi membrane.